Messenger RNA from Ruditapes philippinarum (Manila clam), 1150 nucleotides. RefSeq lists its product as uncharacterized. NCBI's taxonomy places the organism in Eukaryota, Metazoa, Mollusca, Bivalvia, Venerida, Veneridae. The transcript has 2 exons. The record is from RefSeq and is a predicted model, not a curated record. Bases 159 to 770 code for a protein of 203 amino acids.
AUACGAUUGAAAUAAAUGAAAACAGUGAAAAUAUAAUUAUUGUAAUUAUUGUUUUAAAACGUGGCAUACGUAGUUUGAUUUUCAGUUGCUGAAGUAUAAUCAUCAGUAACACAGUGCCAUUGCGGAGUUUAAAAUUUUGUUAUUUGCGUAUUGAAAAUAUGACCUCGUUAACGGUCGUUGUCACCUUGAUGGUGGUUUUGACGAUAUCAGGGUCACCUCAGGGAGUUCAAGGAUCGCUGGAAAACCUUAAUCGUAGAGCUCCCGGAGCGAGUAUAAAACCCAACAGGUUCGCUCCGCUACAGCGAAAAUACUUAGGUGCUCACACAGACCACAGCAAAAAUCUUGUAGGCAGAGCCCUUUCCAAGGCAUCGCAUGACAUACACCUAAAAGAUCAGGAAAUCGAUUUCGGUGAAGCGAACCCCUUUCUUAAUAGAGAAGCUCGUGCAAGGAAAAAGGCAGCCAGGAAAAAGGUUGCUAGAAGGUAUGAGGAGACCGAUUUCAAUCCUGCAAACAAUCUACUGAAUCGAGAAGCUCGUGAUGGCAGGGCCCUUUCCAAGGCAUCGCGUGACAUACACCUAAAAGAUCACGAAAUCGAUUUCGGUGAAGCGAACCCCUUUCUAAAUAGUGAAGCCCGUGGAAACGAAAGGUUAGCAAAGAAAAAGGUUGCUAGUAGGUUUCUGGAGACCGAUUUCAAUCCUGCAAACAAUCUACUGAAUCGAGAAGCUCGUGCCGGACCAGAGAAGAAGAACAGGAAGAAAGGUUUAUACUAGACAUACUAUGUACAGUUUUACCGACCAGUGGCCUCACAUACCCCUAAACCUUUGAUAAAUUUGACGAAAGAACGGCCAUUAACUUAAAUAUUUACUAGUAUUCCUUAACAAUCUAAGAUUAGAUUAAAGUACUCAAUUGAAGUUUUUUUGACAUAACAGUUGUAAGAAAUUCAAAUUUUAUAUUUUUAGGCAUUUGGUCCUCAGUGGAGCUCCUUUAUUCUGACUUUGAAUUUCUGAUCAUAAACUUUCUAUAAAAGAAUUCAAUGAUACAUAUAAAAUACCUUUAUUUGUUUGUCAAAUAAGUUUCAAAUAAGUUUCUAAAAGGACUUCUUAUAUCUGUAAUGUAGUUCAGCUUGAAUGAAUUAAACUGCAAAGCAUUA